Molecule: messenger RNA, 1382 nt
Organism: Carcharodon carcharias (great white shark)
Lineage: Eukaryota; Metazoa; Chordata; Chondrichthyes; Lamniformes; Lamnidae
Product: E3 ubiquitin-protein ligase TRIM39-like
Exons: 7
Coding region: 352-1338 (328 amino acids)
Source: RefSeq, a predicted model, not a curated record
CUGAAGAUAGUAACGCCAUUGAAUAUCAAGGUGGUGGGGGAGAUGGUUAGGCCCUCUCUCGUUGGAGUUGCUCAUUGCCUGACACUCAGUUUGGGCUGGAAUGUUACUUGACUCUUACCAAAUUGCUUCGUUUCACUGCAGUAGCCUCGCUUCCCCUGCGGUGGAAAGUGGGUGUGAUGGUGUCUUUAAAUUUUAAAGAUCAGGAACCAAAGCAGUAAACUGAAAGUGAAAGAACCCGAGAGGGAGAGAGAGAGAGAGAGCAGAGUCGCGAGAGAGAUUCCAUUUCACCGGAUCUCGCCCCCACUUCCUCGCAACCCGGCGGUGGGGGGAACCUCAUCGUUGUCAAGAGCGAUGGCCCAGUACCUGAGUGACGAUGAAGACGGAGCAGCUGAGGAGAGCCUUUUCGGAGUGGAGUUGACGUGCAGCGUCUGCAUGGGGCUCUACCGGGAGCCCGUGCGGCUGCCGUGCGAGCACAGCUUCUGUGGCGCCUGCAUCGAACAGGUCUUUGCAACUGUGGAGGCCGGCACAGAUUACCGUUGUCCCGUGUGCAGGGAGUCCUAUCAGAGCAAGCCAGCCAUGUCGAAACAUCUGGUCCUGGUCAGGCUAGUGGAGGCCUACAUCAAGAUAAAGAAGAGUAAGCAGCGAAACACAGAGUCGGAGGAAGAGGAGGAUUUCACUGACGCUCCUGCAAGCUUCCUGGGAACGAGGGGCUGCCAGUUUCGCUGUGACGAACUAGUGACUCAUUUAUGCUUCAAGGAGUGGGAGCGCCUGUGCCCUUUGUGCAUAACGAGUGCUCGACACGAGGGCCACACCGCCAAGCCAUUGCUGGAGGUCACCAAAGACUGGAAGAAGAUGCUGCCAAACAUUGUCGAGAGUUUGGAAGAAACUCACGCAAAGUUGUCUGUACAGAUCCUGCAGUACACAGAGCUGGAGGAGAAAGCAAAGGAGGAGAUCUCAGAGGCCAAGGAAAGGACUGAGGACCAGAUUGAUCGCCUGAUCGAGUUCCUAGAGAAUGAGAAGGAGCGGUUGAUGAUCGACAUACAACAUGUCGGCAGUGAGCACCUGGACGCCAUCCAAGGGCUGCAGGCGGACACCACUCACAGACUGCAGGACUGCGAGAACACGAUUUCUUCAUUCCAGGAGGCAUACAAGGAUAUGAUGGAUUUUAUGCAGAGGAUGGAAACACUGGUAAUUUCCUCAGAAGAUAAACUUUUUCAUCCCACCCUGAAUUUUGAUGGAAUCCCUUUGCCUUCAGUACUUGAAACAUGGAAAAAUGAGGAUGCAGAGGAAGACAGCGACGAUGAUGAUGAUAAUGAUGAUGAUGAAGAUUCCUAUUAAGUGCAGAACAUAUUUUAUUUGGGCUUGCAUUAAAUUUAACUGAA